Messenger RNA from Cyprinodon variegatus (sheepshead minnow), 673 nucleotides. RefSeq names its product collectin-12-like. Lineage: Eukaryota; Metazoa; Chordata; Actinopteri; Cyprinodontiformes; Cyprinodontidae. The coding region runs from base 110 to 673 and encodes 187 amino acids. The record is from RefSeq and is a predicted model, not a curated record. The transcript is spliced from 4 exons.
AUAAAAGUUUUCCUGAACUCAUCUCAAAGUGGAGUUAUCUUUCGACUAACACUUCUCUAUUUUAUCAUUUUUAGGACAAAAUGUAAAAUUUGUUUUCAUCAACACUCCGAUGACCUGGAUGGACGCUCGGAGCUACUGCAGGGAACGCCAUACAGAGCUGGCCAUUCCCAGGACCCUGGCGGAGAACGAAGAGAUCAGGGCGGUGAUCCCAGCAGGUCUGUUCAGCUGGAUGGGCCUUUAUAGAGAAAACUAUAAGUGGUCGGAUGGAACCAUGUAUGUGUUUGAAAGCUGGGCACCAGGUGAUCCUCACGGCGGGGUAGAAAAAUGUACAGGUGCAUAUUUCACAGCCAAGGGACACUGGGCCGACUGGACAUGUGAUCUAAAGAAACCCUUUAUCUGCCACCAUGACCUGCCGUUCACAAAGCAAGUGGUGAAAGUGAAGCUGGUGGGAAACUCUGCUGUGGAUCUGAAUGAUCCUGCUGUCCUGGAGAAGCUGCAGGAAAAGGCCCACAAACGUCACCCUCAGCACGGCAGAGGUCCCAAGCACCACCUGGUGGUGUUCCGGAUAGCCAGAACACCCAUGCUUCUCACUUCGCUCUGCCGGGUGGAACUGCUCCCAAGCGGCGCCGAGAUCGUGAAAAAAGUGGGGGAAUCGCAGAGGACUAAGAGCUAA